Messenger RNA from Chilo suppressalis (striped riceborer), 6800 nucleotides. Lineage: Eukaryota; Metazoa; Arthropoda; Insecta; Lepidoptera; Crambidae. The record is from the annotation of a GenBank genome assembly.
CUUCCAUAAAACUGGAGAAUCUUAAAAAAUAUAAAUAAAAUCAAAAUAAAUCCAGAAAUCAGAGAUACCUAUUUUUAUGUACUAUUUUUACUUUGUUUUUAAUGUGAUUAACUAUUGUUCAUCAAUAUUUAGUGCCCUGAAAAUGCCAGAUAAUCCGAGCAGUACUGAUGGUCACUCUGAAGCUGAUAGACUUCGAGAGGAUGAAUUAGCGCGAGAAUUAGAACACAGCGACUCGAACGAAGAUGACUCUCAAGAGAUAUCACUCGAAAUAGAAGAGAAGCUGUUGAAAGAUGAACCCGAAUAUACAACUUUAAUGAAUUAUGGUGAAAGUGUGCAGUCGUCAAGCAAUGUAGAGAGUGAAAUAGUGGAAACAUAUUCUGAUAGCUCACAGAAUGUAGAAACUGUUCACCAAGCUGAUGAACUGGGAAAUGUGUAUACUGAUAACUCUACCACAUUCAUUGGGUCACAAACUGAUCUAAUCACAGAUCAAUACGAAUCAUUCAUAAACAACUAUUCUUUUGACAAAACAAAUAUCAUUGACACUCAAUCUCAAAAUGAACAGUUAGAUAAAACAGAUUUUAAUGAUGAGAAUAAAGAUAAUAUAGUAAUGCCAGAUAUGAAUGAUUUUCAACAAAGUGAAUCUUUAAGUAAUUAUGAGUCUCAAAAUGCAGAAGAUAUGUUAAUGAGUGAAAAAGAGAGAGAAAAGAAGAGUAAAAAAGAGUUGGAGGAAGAGGAGCGGGAAAAAAUGCAAGUUUUGGUCUCCAAUUUCACAGAAGAGCAGCUAGAUAGAUAUGAAAUGUAUCGACGUGCAGCAUUUCCAAAGGCAGCAGUGAAACGCCUAAUGCAGACUAUAACUGGAGGCUCAGUUGGACAAAAUGUAGUGAUUGCUAUGUCUGGCAUUGCAAAAGUAUUUGUAGGCGAAGUUGUGGAAGAAGCUCUAGAAGUAUUGGAAAAGUCCGGUGAAGCUGGUCCCCUGCAGCCUAAACAUUUAAGAGAAGCACUUAGACGACUCCGAAUGAGAGGGGCUUUACCAACUAGAAAAGCUUACAGGAGUAUGUUUAGACUCUAAUCUAAAAACUGUAGAUUAGCACAAAAGUACUCACUAAGUGUACAUAAUACAAAUUUAUUGUUGCUCUAUGUAGUAUUAGAUGUAAAUUAAUUAUUUUCUCAAUUUUUCAAUAAAAUAAAUUAUAAUGGUAGUAUAUGCAUGAAUUUGUUCUAUUUAUACUAACAUAGCUAAGUAGCUUGUAUAUUUUAUAUUAAAUCUUAUAAAUGAAUAACACUGGACCCAAUUUUGCCAUGAUUCCUUAGAGCUAAAAUUUAAUAUGACUACAGUGUAUCUUUGUCAUACUGAAAACCUAAAGAAAAGGGGACUCUGUUGUAAAAUUUGGUUUUAAGUCUAUUGAAUCAAGGCACAAAAUUAAUGGAUUUUUGUUUACAGUUAUUCUAGCUACCAUAUGUUGAUACCAAAUAAAAAAUCAUGUAAGUACCUACUAUAUAUUUUUUAUUAUUUUAGGAUGGUAAUUACGUAUAAAAAAUGUAUGCGUAAUUUCUAUCUCAUCUUGUCUAUCGUAUAUAUAUCUAUGGUAAAGACCUUCUGUAAAUGGAAUUUGCAUAGAUGCGCGUUAUGCGUUACGACAAAAUUGUUCACAUAUUGCCCAUAGUAAUCAUUUUCUCCUCAGUUGUUGUGUUGUAGCAAGCUGUCAAGAUGUCAAAAUAUUUGAAAUAUUACCCUAGCGACCCAAAAAGUAAUAAUGUUACCUACCAGUCGUAAGAUAAUUUAAUGCAAGUAUAAAAGAUAAGAUGCAUAAAAGUGAACAAGAUUUAAUGUAGGUGACCAUUUAAUUAUUAAUAAAUGAAUAAAUAUUACCAACACUCACAUCAAUUAGCCUAGCCCCAAAGUAAGUACUGUAAGGCUUGUGUUAUGGGAUACUAGGGUAAUGUAUAGAAUCCCCAGGGGCCCCGGUGGGCCCCCGUGCGGGCGGCACGGAUGUGGCGGAGGAGGCGGCGACGGUGCGGGCCUGGGCAGGAGUCCCCGACGCCGUCGCGGGGGACGCCGACGGCAUGGCGGACAUUUUCGCGGACGACAUCAACGUCGUCUGCAGCGCCGCCAUGCCGAGGGCGCCGGUUGGCCCACGGAGGAGUGGGCAGGCAUACUGGUGGACGCAGGAGCUCACGAUCCUGCGUACUGCCAGUAUGGGGGCCAGGCGCGCCUACCAACGAUGCCGUAGGCGCGCCAGACGAGCGCCCGGCGAAGAGGAGGUCCUCCGCCGGGCGUACAACAAGACCGACACGGCCCUGCGUAUUGCCAUCUGCAGGGCCAAGGUCGCUGCCUGGGAUGAGUUUCUGGCCAUCCUGGACAGCGACCCCUGGGGGAGGCCGUACCUCCACGUCCGGUAUGGAGCCCGCGCUGGUGAGAAGGGUGCUGGGGACAAUUUUCCCAGACCCCGGGCCCUUCGAACCCCCCAGGAUGCCCCCUGGUUCUGUUCCGGGGGCGUGGACCGCUGGCCCCGCCGUGUCUGAUGCAGAAAUCGACACGGUGAGGGACCGGCUCCGGAGCCGCAAUAAAGCUCCGGGGCCGGACGGGGCCCCGGCCGAGGUAAUGGCCAUUGCCUUAGACCCCCUGGGAGAGCAAUUCCGCGCGGUGCUAGAUACAUGCAUCGCGACGGGUCGCUUUCCCAGGCGCUGGAGUGGGGCGGCUCUGCCUUCUCCGCAAGGAAGGCCGCCCGGCGGACUCCCCAGCGGGCUACCGGCCGGUGGUGUUGCUCGAUGAGUCCGGGAAGGCUUUUGAGAAGAUUCUCGCCUCCCGGAUCAUCGAGCACAUCGAGGGUGAGGGGCCGGACCUGGCGGAAUGCCAGUACGGCUUCCGAACCGGCCGGUCCACGAUGGACGCGGUUGGCCGUCUCAAGAGGUGAACUGAGGCGGCCACAGCUCGGGUGGAGGUGGUGAUCGCGGUGUCCUUGGACAUCGCGAACGCGUUGAACACUAUCCCCCACGAGUGCAUAGAGGGGCCCCUCGAGUUCCACCGAGUGCCACUCUACCUCCGCACCCUCGUCCGGGACUACCUGCGAGACAGGUCAGUCCUGUACGAGGAUGCGGAGGGCCGCGUCCAGUCGUGGCCAGUGAAGGCAGGCGUAGCCCAGGGUUCCGUAUUAAAUCCCCUCCUAUGGAACCUGGGGUACAACUGGGUCCUGCGGGGUGAGCUCCUGCCGCGCAUGGAUGUAGGGUCGGCACUGUUUCCCGUGCCGGCGAGUCCCACACACGCCGUGCGCCUAGUCAGCGUCACGGUAUGCUGCGUAACUGCAUUUCCCCUCGUCACAAAAAAAAAGGGUAAUGUAUAGAAAACAUAUACUGUACAUACAUAUAUAUUUAUGUACAUAGAAAUACACAUUAAACAUACACCAUACCAUGACCGGAGUACAAAUGCUCGUACUCAUCACACAAACAUCUGACCCCGCCAGGAUUCGAAUCCGGGACCUCGAGUCGGCGACACUAUGAAACCCGGCGUACAAACCACUCGGCCAGGGAGGUCGGAGAGUUUUUAAUUUUAAGGGUAUGGAAUUAGCUGUUACCCUGGAUUAACACAUAGGCUAUGUUUUACUGCGGGAAAAUAUCCCACAGCUAGUCUUAAAUAAAUGCCAAAUAUUUCUAUUCAUUUCUCAUUUAAGCAUUUCAAAGAGAAGAUAAAUUACGCGACUAUGACCAUACUAGAACAAAUAAAAAAAAAGCAACUGAGUUGUUUCUUCUAAAUGAGCAUUAAACUUCUAGAUAUUCUAUUUUAUUUCGUACGUCUAGUUCUUAAAAGUAAAAUCUAAAAUUGAGGUAAUAAUGCGAAAACUUUCCUGUAAUGAAAAUUCAUAGUGCUUAGAGGUCUUUUUUUAAUGCAAUAACUGUGUGUAAGAAAGCGUAUAUCUUUUUAGCAUAAGCGUAAAAAGUUACGCUCUGUGGACUAUAAGCGGACGUCCGCUCCGUGUUCCCGCUUGAAAGUGUCUCACAGAUAGAGAUGGGCAGUGGGAAAAAAACCAAUGGGAAAAAACCCAAUAGACGGGUAUUUUCAUUAUUAAACAUAAUUAUCACGAUCUUAAUUUUUUUUUAUUUUUAGAACAAAUGUAGCGAAAAAUAGGUACUUUCCAGUGGCGAAGCUAAUAUAUUUACAUUCAAGCACAAGCGGACAUUGACGUAUACGUUAAUGCAAGCGACAUUAUUAAAUUGCGCGCUUUGUAAAAAUAUUUAUUUAUUUAUUUUGUACACACACAAUAAAAUAUUACAUCAAAGAGAAACAAGAGACAUGUACAAGGGCACUGCUUAUUUCAUAAUGAAAUUUCUUCCAGCAGGCCCGCGAAAGGAAAGAACAUAGAAAAAGGCAGUCAGUGUGUGCUCCUGAAUAAAUAUAACAUAAUACAUAUGCAAUACAUACAAUAACAUACAAUACAUAUAUAAUAAUAUUCUUUAAUAUGCUGGAUACAAAAUACGCAAUGCAUUUGAUAUCGCGCAUACGCACACAGAUCCGUUCCGUAGUAGGCUGGAUAAGCCGCUUAUCAUAUUGGGACUUCAAAUAAAUAAAAUGUAAGCACUUCACGCAUAAAUACACAUUACUACCACAUGCAACCAAUCGUCGAUAUAACAGCGAUAUAACCCGAUCUUAGAUAGCCUGCAAUCUUUAUUUGUCAUGUGUUAAGGCUCCGUUUAGCUUGAAGUUUUCGGCCAAUCGCAGACACCUGGCGCUCGGCUCUGUUGACCUGACGUAGAGAGGCCAUUAUUUCGCGCGCAUUCGCAUGGAUAAAUUAACAUUCGAAUCCGUUCUAUGCUAAUUUAUCUAUUGUGAUAAGUGAUUAGCUUGAUUGUGGUAUAUGUAGUUUAACAGAAUCGAAAGUAGUGAAAUUUUACUUGCCAAGUGUUGCGUAUAGUGUUUGUUUUAUUUCACCGUAAAGGUUUGUUUGCAUUUUUUUGUUUCUUGCCGUCACGUAGGAGUGGUGGAAUUAGUACAAAUAGAUUGUUGUCUUACAGAUUUCCUAUUAAAUGAGUUAACUUCAUUCUCAAAACAUUCGUUCGAAAAUAAAACGUGGCCAUGGCCUUCGGCUCUUUCUACCCCGUAAAUUCCUUACUGACGUGAUACUAUGUAUGUACGUAGAAUAGAAAUAAAUUAGCGGUAUUUCUGCUGGUUUUUAUUUGUGAUGAUGAUGCUGGCCCUUAUUUUGGUUCUUUGUUUUUCUAUAUAUUUAUUUAUAGCACAGUGUGACAUAAACCCGCACUUUACGCACGCUUUUCCGUGACCUAAGUUGCCUAUUUCUGCACGGUGUGUAAAUAAAUUGACCAACUUCACUCAUGUAGAAUUAGUACAUUACGAUACGCGUAACUUAACUUUACUAUGCCAAUCAAGGAAUAAACGUUCAUGGAUACAUUGAAAUUCUAUUUUGUUGUAAUGAUAUUUGAUUUUUUCCUUUUGAAAUAUACUUUCAAAAUCGUAAUCUGAACCGGAAUUCUUUCUUUUCAGAGUUUGACUUGCAGUCUGUAUUGCAAUUCUUUGUGAUUGUAAUACAUGAAUUUUACUUUCAAAACGGAGGCCCCAGCCCCCCCGAACCUCCCCCUCUUGCCCGCGUCCGGGGCGGGUUUAUUAUACACACUUGCUAUAAAAUAGUAUACGAUACUUGUGGCCUAAGUUGUCUAUUACUGCACGGCGUUUAGCACCCUCGCUCCGCUCGGGCGCUAACUUCACGCCGUGCAGUAAUAGGCAACUCAGCAUAGGUCACGCGUAUCGUAAUGUACUAUUAUAAUCUGUGUAUGAGUGACGUGUGCUUUAUGGUACUUUGCGAUGCGCACAUACUUUGCGACAGCGUUUAUAGGACACUAGCUGUUGACUUUUGCAGUUUAAUUUAUCAACAAAAAGAUGUCUUCAGAAGUCUACAAAACAAAAUCCCAGUCCUCAAUUAAACUAACAUAUUAACACAAGUGCGCACAGUACGAAGCCAAAAUAACGUGUAAGAUAGAUAGAUCACUGCUACUACCUGCCCCCCCCCCCCCCCCCCCGCGUACGUAGUUUCGAAUUACUUGUCGCUAAGAGUGGAUGAACACACAAACAGACAGGUUUUUUUAUUUUAUUUCAUUUUAUUUAAUUAGAUAGCAUGGAGUAUAUAUAACGUUUUUAUUGAAUUAUGAAAUUAAAAAAAGUUAGAUUAGCUCUAACUAGUAGUAAUAGUACUUACCAUUUGAUAUAUACAUGUAUCUCCACAUUACCUCGAUGUUACAUAUGCUAAAUAUGAAAAAACCCGAAUAUUUUCCCAUUUGGGAAUUUUCCCUGGGUUUUUUCCCUAUAUUUUCCCACAUUGGGGUUUUUUCCGGGUAAAAUCCCAUCUCUACUCACAGACAGCCGCGGCGGCCAGUUGUAUUCUCGCUUGCAAUGUAAGCGAGUGGUCAAACACGAGCGACCAAUAAAGGCUCUUUGUCUGUGAUACUUAUAACAGUUAAACGCACUUCACGCCCUAAAGCGCUAUAAUAAAAAUUUUGAAAAUGACAUUUAUGACUUUAAACUAAAGUGGAACUUUUUAUUAGCUGCAGUAAAAUGACGUUUUGUGGGUUACCGCUUUUUGAAGAAAAAUAAAUAGGGAUGUAGCUAAGUGAGUAAGUGGAUCAUUCAAUAAAUGAAUGAUCAGUUUGGUUUUGUUUUAGAGAUUUAUUAUUAAGUUGUAAUGUAUUUUUUUAUUCUAUUAUUAUUACUAUAGUAUAGGAUUGAUCUUUUUCAGUGGAAGUAUAGGGACGUAUAUCCAAAAUGAAACAAAAAUAUCAUAACAAUAUUAUUUAAA